Messenger RNA from Nicotiana tabacum (common tobacco), 1002 nucleotides. NCBI's taxonomy places the organism in Eukaryota, Viridiplantae, Streptophyta, Magnoliopsida, Solanales, Solanaceae. The record is from RefSeq and is a predicted model, not a curated record.
AUGUCAAAUUUGUCAAAGCUUGAGUUUGUGGCACUUGACAUUUCUGGAAAGAAUUACCUAUCAUGGGUUCUCGAUGCUGAGAUUCACUUAGCCGCUAAAGGCCUUGGUAACACCAUUACUCAGGGUUUGAAGGUAGAAUAUUUAACAGUGAAAGAUCCACUUGAAUUGUGGACUGGCCUGAAGGAAAGGUAUGAUCACCUUAAGGCUACGGUAUUGCCAAAGGCUCGAUAUGAGUGGAUGCACUUACGAUUGCAAGAUUUUAAAAUUGUAAGUGAGUAUAACUCUGUUGUAUUUCGAAUAACUUCUCAAUUGAAAUUAUGUGGGGAAGUUAUGAAUGAUGAGGAUUUGCUGGAAAAAACUCUUACAACUUUCUAUGCCUCAAAUAUGGUAUUACAACAGCAAUACCGUGAAAGGGAGUUUAAAAAUUAUUCUGAAUUGAUCUCAUGCCUUCUGGUGGCUGAGCAACAUAACACCCUUUUACUAAAAAAUCAUGAAGCUCGUCCCACAGGGUCAGCUCCGCUUUCUGAAGCAAAUAUGGCAGCUAGACGUGAUAAGUCUGGAAAAAGACAGAAUAAUAAUCAUGGCCAUAUGAAUGUACAUAGGUAUGGCAAUGGUAAGAGACGAUAUGAUAGUCGUCAUCGUGGUGGUCAUGGAAAACGAGAGAACAAUAUGGAUUCUCAAAACAAUCCUUCAAGAGGCAAAAGUGCUAACUGCCACCGCUGUGGCAUGAAAGGUCAUUGGAAAAUUAAAUGUCGUGCACCUGAGUAUUUUGUCAGGCUUUAUCAAAACUCCAUCAAAAGAAAGGCAAAUAAUAUUGGAGCAUCUUCUGCUAAUGCCCCAGUGGAGUCACACUUGACCUUUAAAAAUAAUUUUGAGGCAGGGCCUUCAAACAAAAAUGAUGACAAUGCCGAGGCAAAUCUUGCUUCGAAAGAUGAUGAUUUUCAAGGCCUCGAUGAUCUUACUCAUUUGGAAGUUGAAGAUUUCUUUGGAGAUCAAAACUAA